GAGAGCAUGAAACAGAAGAAGCAGAAAGCAAACUUGCAUUCAGCGAAACAUGAAGACUUUUGAUCUGUGCGUUCUACUAAGCCUUGCAGUCGCAGUUCACUGCGUGCCGAUACUGCAGGAUUCUCAGGAAGAUGAACAGUUUGCAGAGAGCUACCUGAAGAAUCUUCAGUCUCUCUAUGGUCCUGGCAUGGAACCAGUUGAGUCUGGAUCUACGCCUAACAACCCUGAUGCCUGUGAUUCAACACUGGUCCUGGACGCCGUCGCCACCCUGCGAGGAGAAAAGCUCUUCUUCAAAGACAGCUUCAUCUGGCGUACCCACCCUCUGAGAGAUACACCCGAACAAAGUCUCAUCACAGCCUACUGGCCCGAUGCUCCCACCGACAUCGAUGCUGCUUAUGAAAGCCAAGAAUCAGACAGUGUCUUACUCUUCAAAGGUCAGAGAGUGUGGGCUUUCAGUGGCUAUGAUCUUGUAAGUGGAUAUCCCAAAUCAAUUUCCAGUUUUGGUCUGCCUGAAAGUGUAAAGAAAAUCGAUGCAGCACUUUAUGAUGUGGACUCUCGCAAGACUCUGUUCUUUGUCGGCAACGAAUACUACAGUUAUGAUGAAGCCAAAAAGAUGAUGGACCAGGGAUUCCCCAAGCUGGUGCACGACACCUUCUCCGGCAUGACCGGCAGGGUGACCGCAGCUUUCCAGUACAAAGGUCGAUAG
Messenger RNA from Larimichthys crocea (large yellow croaker), 706 nucleotides. RefSeq names its product stromelysin-2-like. Gene Ontology annotation, biological process: extracellular matrix organization; collagen catabolic process. Gene Ontology annotation, molecular function: metalloendopeptidase activity. Lineage: Eukaryota; Metazoa; Chordata; Actinopteri; Sciaenidae. The coding region runs from base 50 to 706 and encodes 218 amino acids. The transcript has 7 exons. The record is from RefSeq and is a predicted model, not a curated record.